Triticum turgidum subsp. durum (durum wheat) is the source of this 2385-nucleotide messenger RNA. Lineage: Eukaryota; Viridiplantae; Streptophyta; Magnoliopsida; Poales; Poaceae. The record is from the annotation of a GenBank genome assembly.
AUGUGUUUAGGCUUGAGGUGCAACUUAGCACAUGAACCUGCUGGAUUUCUAACCAUGCCCGUUUCACAGGUUGACCUGGAAUACUUGCUAGAACUCUAUCCUCUUGAUAAGGAAGUUAACUGGGGUGAUGAGCUGUCCCUUGGUGAGCAACAAAGACUAGGAAUGGCCAGGUUAUUCUACCAUAAGCCAAAGUUUGCCAUACUUGAUGAGUGCACUAGUGCUGUAACGACUGAUAUGGAAGAACGUUUUUGCAAGAAGGUUCGAGCUAUGGGUACAUCUUGUAUAACAAUAUCUCAUCGCCCAGCUUUAGUUGCAUUUCAUGAUAUUGUUUUGUCCUUGGACGGUGAAGGCGACUGGAAUGUUCAGCACAGAAGGGAGGACUCUUCCUUUUCCACUGAAGAGUCUGAUUUUCAAUCAUUAGAAACUGAUCGCAAAUCUGAUGCACUGACUGUUCAAAGAGCUUUUAUGAGAAGGGCAAAGAACAAUCCUUCGUUGGGGUCCAAGGACCAUUCGUACUCUACAGAGGUCAUAGCAACUUCCCCUAAGGUGGAAAUAGAACAUGCAGUACGGACAUCUCGGGUUCCACAUUUGCGAUGCCACCCAAGACCUUUGCCUCUCAGAGUAGCUGCAAUGCUCAACAUACUAGUUCCUAAACUUCUUGAUAAACAAGGCGGGCAGUUGCUUGCUGUUGCUGUACUUGUUUUCUCUCGUACAUGGAUCUCUGAUCGUAUUGCUUCAUUGAAUGGGACAACUGUGAAGUUUGUCUUAGAGCAGGAUAAAGUUGCCUUCAUUCGCUUGAUUGGUGUCAGUAUUCUACAAAGUGCUGCAAAUUCUUUUGUGGCACCAACUCUUAGGACCCUUACCUCUAAACUUGCCCUUGGAUGGCGAAUUCGCUUGACCAAUCAUUUGCUUCGAUAUUAUUUGAAAAGAAAUGCAUUCUACAAGGUAUUCAACAUGUCAGGUAAAACUAUUGAUGCAGACCAAAGAUUAACACUUGAUGUAGACAAGUUGACCACUGAUCUUGCUGGCCUAGUUACUGGAAUGGUAAAACCAGUGGUUGACAUUAUUUGGUUUACAUGGAGAAUGAAGCUCUUGUCAGGACGAAGAGGAGUUGCUAUACUAUAUGCUUACAUGUUACUGGGUUUGGGCUUCCUGAGAGCAGUAUCCCCUGACUUUGGUCGUCUCUCGGGCCAAGAACAAGAACUUGAAGGAACAUUCAGGUUCAUGCACUCAAGACUGCGGACACAUGCUGAAUCAAUUGCUUUUAUUGGUGGUGGUUCAAGAGAGAAAGCUAUGGUUGAGGCUAAAUUCGUAAAGUUACUUAACCACUCAAAGAUUCUCUUGAGGAAACAGUGGCUUUAUGGUAUUGUUGAUGAUUUUGUUACAAAGCAACUUCCUCACAAUGUGACAUGGGGUCUUAGUCUAUUAUAUGCUUUGGAGUACAAGGGAGACAGAGCUUUGACCUCAACUCAAGGAGAGCUGGCACAUGCUCUACGAUUCUUGGCUUCAGUGGUUUCACAGAGCUUCAUAGCCUUUGGCGACAUUCUUGAGUUACAUAAGAAAUUCCUUGAACUCUCUGGUGGGAUUAACCGUAUCUUUGAGCUUGAGGAGCUUACAUGUGCCGCUCAAAGGAAUACCAUGGUGUCUUCCAAUGCCAUCAGUGCAGCCUCAGAAGAUAUUAUUUCAAUUCAUGAAGUGGACAUCAUAACACCAUCACAGAAGCUAUUGGCUAGUAAACUGUCAUGCAAUGUAGUACAAGGGAAAAGCCUAUUUCUGACUGGUCCCAAUGGUAGUGGAAAGAGUUGUAUAUUUAGAGUGCUUAGAGAUUUGUGGCCCAUCUUCUCUGGGAGAGUUAUCAAGCCCUCUGAAGGGAUGUUCCAUGUCCCUCAGCGUCCAUAUACCAGCCUAGGUACUCUGCGGGAUCAGAUCAUAUACCCUCGCUCACGGGAGGAAGCAGAGAUGAAAGUUCUCUCACUACAUCAAGCUGGCAACAAGGCUAGUGCUUCCAUCCUGCUUGAUGAUCACCUGAAGACAAUUCUAGAGAAUGUGCGGCUGGUGUAUCUUCUAGAAAGAGAAGGGUGGGAUUCUACACCAAACUGGGAAGAUGUUCUGUCACUAGGGGGACAACAGAAGCUUGGGGUGGCCCGUUUGUUUUUCCAGCAUCCUAAGUAUGGCAUCCUCGACGAGUGCACCAAUGCUACUAGUGUUGAUGUUGAAGAACAUCUGUACAGGCUUGCAACUAACAUGGGCAUAACUGUGAUCACUUCCUCACAAAGGCCUGCUCUGAUACCCUUCCAUGUCUUGGAGCUGAAGCUCAUUGAUGGUGAAGGGAACUGGGAGCUAUGUUCGAUCCGCCAGUGCGUGAUGCCAUACCUGAGCGACUGA